AUGGAUGCGGAAGAGCAUGUGAAUGAUGUUCCUUCUUCCGUGGGAAUUUCUGGUUCUGAAGGUGAAAACAACAGUGUCAAGAACGUGGAAAUAAGUGAUUCUGUGGAUGAGGAGAAUAAGCUGGAAGGUGAUAAUAAUUUGUUGAAAGAAAAGAAGGAUUUGGAAUUGCAAGUGGAUUUGGAGUUGGCCGAGACGGUUGUGAAAUCGGAGGUGGGAGUAAGCAAAACAGUGCAUGCUGCUGAGACUGUUAGCCUUUCUGUUAAAGAUGACAGUCCCAAUGGAAACAUUGAGAUCGGUAGAAGAGCUGUUUCAGGUGUUAAAAGAGCCCGGAUUACUGUUGACGAUGAACAUGAACGUCAGCCUUCCGUUCAUUUUAGUUACAAGUCCCUGACAAGAGCUAGUAAAAAGAAGCUUGAGGAAUUACUGCAGCAAUGGUCCCACUGGCAUGCUAAACAUGUUUCCUCAUCCAACGAUCCUAGCGAAAUGUUGGAAUCUGGUGAGGAAACGUUUUUUCCUGCUUUGUGUGUUGGACAUGAAUCGACAUCUUCUGUGUCGUUCUGGAUGGAGAAUCAGACAAUGAAUGGUGGUAACACAGAUGUUAGUCCUAUAGAUGAUAGUUCAGUGCCUCUAUAUGAUCGCGGAUAUGCUUUGGGAUUGAUUUCAGCUGAUGUUUCAAAUAAUGCAGACAGUGGGCUGGAAAUCAUAGAUGCUCCUUCCAGGUGUUUCAAUUGUGGUUCAUACAGUCACGCUUUAAGUAAAUGUCCAAGGCCUCGUGACCACACCGCUGUCAGUAAUGCUCGCGGUAAACUUAAAUCCCGACGGAACCAAAAUUCUUCUCGUAAUCCUACUCGGUAUUAUCAGAAUUCUCGGGCUGGAAAGUAUGAAGGUUUGAGGCCAGGCGUUCUUGAUGAUGCCACACGUCAACUCUUGGGCUUAGGGGAACUUGAUCCACCUCCAUGGCUUAACAGAAUGCGAGAACUAGGAUACCCACCAGGAUAUCUUGAUGCGGAUGAUGAGGAUCAGCCUUCUGGCAUAAUGAUAUUCACUGAUACGGACAUGGCAGAACAUGAAGAUGGUGAAAUCCCUGGAGCAGAUUCUUCAAAGCCAAAGCUGAAAAUGAGUGUUGAAUUUCCAGGAAUAAAUGCUCCUAUUCCAGAAAAAGCCGAUGAAAGAUUGUGGGCUGCUAGAGCUGUAGUACCCUCAUUCUCGUCAGAUAUAUCAAGGAACUGGUCACAGCAGAGAUCAUCGAGUUUUGGUAGCCGAGGACAUCAUUGGGAGCAGAGGAUAGGCGACUUAAGGGAUGAUGGUCCUCCAGGAGACCCUGGCCUCAGCUCAUCACAAUUUAGUUUUCAACCUAGGUUUGGUAGUGGCCAUGUUUCUCCGAAUUCAAUGGCAGAACGGAGUAGUAGAAGAAAUCCUUUGCAUGAAGAAGAGCCACCAAAGCCUUUUUCAUUCCAUUCUCAGUAUUAUUCAACCCCGGAGAGGCAUUUUUCUCCAUUAGAACGAGAUUCUGGUAGCAGACAUGGAAGCCGGAGUGCUGGUAGCUUGUAUGACAGAGAUAGAGACAGAGAUCUUUCAUCUCGAUUUAACGAUAGGCGUCCGGAUGACCGUCAUUAUCAUAGUCGUAGGUGA
This is a messenger RNA of Vicia faba (fava bean), 1632 nucleotides long. The record is from the annotation of a GenBank genome assembly. NCBI's taxonomy places the organism in Eukaryota, Viridiplantae, Streptophyta, Magnoliopsida, Fabales, Fabaceae.